UCAGCCUGGUUUUCUGUCUGUGAGUAUGUGGUGUGCUCUGGUGGUUAUGCUGCCUACUUUGGAGAGGGAACGAAGCUAACAGUUCUGGGUAAGGAUACCGUAAGAAUGCUUUAAAAAUACUGUGAUAAUCACAUGUUACAGCUUUCAUGUUCUACGGUCUUGACAAUGCCUUUGGCAGCUGGUCACAAAGUGGUUCACUCUGAGCUGCUGAAUGAAAUGCUGUGUUGUUAUGUGCUUGUCUGGACACAGAAUUUGGUGGUUCAUGUUGCCUUGACGUUUACUGUCAAGAAUGAGAAAGACGGGACCAGUUUAUAGAAGGAGAAAGACAGGACCAGUUUAUAGAAGGAGAAAGACAGGACCAGUUUAUAGAAGGAGAAAGACAGGACCAGUUUAUAGAAGGAGAAAGACAGGACCAGUUUAUAGAAGGAGAAAGACAGGACCAGAUUAUAGAAGGAGAAAGACAGGACCAGUUUAUAGAAGGAGAAGACGACAGUUUAUAGAAGGAGAAGACAGGACCAGUUUAUAGAAGGAGAAGACAGGACCAGUUUAUAGAAGGAGAAGACAGGAACCAGUUUAUAGAAGGAGAAAGACAGGACCAGUUUAUAGAAGGAGAAGACAGGACCAGUUUAUAGAACGAGAAAGACAGGACCAGUUUUAUAGAAGGAGAAAGACAGGACCAUUUUAUAGAAGGAGGAAAGACAGGACCAGUUUAUAGAAGGAGAAACGACAGGACCAGUUUAUAGAAGGAGAAAGACAGGACCAGUUUAUAGAAGGAGAAAGACAGGACCAGAUUAUAGAAGGAGAAAGACAGGACCGUUUAUAGAAGGAGAAAGACAGGACCAGUUUAUAGAAGGAGAAAGACAGGACCAGUUUAUAGAAGGAGAAAGACAGGACCAGAUUAUAGAAGGAGAAAGACAGGACCAGUUUAUAGAAGGAGAAAGACAGGACCAGUUUAUAGAAGGAGAAAGACAGGACCAGUUUAUAGAAGGAGAAAGACAGGACCAGUUUAUAGAAGGAGAAAGACAGACCAGUUUAUAGAAGGAGAAAAAGACAGGACCAGUUUAUAGAAGGAGAAAGACAGGACCAGUUUUAUAGAACGAGAAAGACAGGACCAGUUUAUAGAAGGAGAAAGACAGGACCAGUUUAUAGAAGGAGAAAGACAGGACCAGUUUAUAGAAGGAGAAAGACAGGACCAGUUUAUAGAAGGAGAAAGACAGGACCAGUUUAUAGAAGGAGAAAGACAGGACCAGUUUAUAGAAGGAGAAAGACAGGACCAUUUUAUAGGUGGCAUUUAUGUAUGGUUCAGGUGUGAUGUCAACAACAAACAGAGCCAUUGAUUGAUUGUUAAAGGUUAAACCUUCUUUUAUUUCCUCCCUGCAGACCCAAACAUCACUGUCACUAAACCCACAGUGAAAGUCCUUCCACCCUCCACGAAGGAGUGUGAGGCUAGAAACAAGAAGAAGAAGAAGACUCUGGUGUGUGUGGCCACCGACUUCUACCCCGACCAUGUCACUGUGUCCUGGCAGUUUAAUGGAGGCGCCAUCACUGAUGGAGUGGGGACCGACAACAAGGCCUUGAGGGAUAAAGGUGGGAUAUUCUACAGUAUCACCAGCAGACUGAGAGUCCCAGCCAAGGACUGGAACAAGCCCUCCAACAAAUUCACCUGCAUCGUCGAGUUCUUCAAUGGGACCGUUUACAUAGAGAAGACAGAUCACAUUAACGGAGAAGAAGGUAUUGCCAAAUUAUGAACUAAAACUCUUGUCUUUGUUUAUGAGAAGAAACAGGUUUCGUUGAACUACAAUAGUAUGAUUCUCUUUUUUUUUGGGCAUUUUCUAGUGAAGUGGUUAGUCAAGUAGUACGCUUCUCUGUAGCAUUGGACUAUGUAGAACUAUGAUGUACACUAGCCUGUGUAGAACUAUGAUGUACACUAGCCUGUGUAGAACUAUGAUGUACACUAGCCUGUGUAGAACUAUGAUGUACACUAGCCUGUGUAGCUCUAUGAUGUACACUAGCCUGUGUAGCUCUCUGAUGUACACUAGCCUGUGUAGCUCUAUGAUGUACACUAGCCUGUGUAGCUCUAUGAUGUACACUAGCCUGUGUAGCUCUAUGAUGUACACUAGCCUGUGUAGCUAUAUGAUGUACACUAGCCUGUGUAGCUCUAUGAUGUACACUAGCCUGUGUAGCUCUAUGAUGUACACUAGCCUGUGUAGAACUAUGAUGUACACUAGCCUGUGUAGAACUAUGAUGUACACUAGCCUGUGUAGCUCUAUGAUGUACACUAGCCUGUGUAGCUCUAUGAUGUACACUAGCCUGUGUAGCUCUAUGAUGUACCCUAGCCUGUGUAGAACUAUGAUGUACACUAGCCUGUGUAGAACUAUGAUGUACACUAGCCUGUGUAGAACUAUGAUGUACACUAGCCUGUGUAGAACUAUGAUGUACACUAGCCUGUGUAGAACUAUGAUGUACACUAGCCUGUGUAGAACUAUGAUGUACACUAGCCUGUGUAGCUCUAUGAUGUACACUAGCCUGUGUAGCUCUAUGACGUACACUAGCCUGUGUAGCUCUAUGAUGUACCCUAGCCUGUGUAGAACUAUGAUGUACACUAGCCUGUGUAGCUCUAUGAUGUACACUAGCCUGUGUAGCUCUAUGAUGUACACUAGCCUGUGUAGCUCUAUGAUGUACACUAGCCUGUGUAGCUCUAUGAUGUACACUAGCCUGUGUAGAACUAUGAUGUACACUAGCAUGUGUAGCUCUAUGAUGUACACUAGCCUGUGUAGAACUAUGAUGUACACUAGCCUGUGUAGAACUAUGAUGUACACUAGCCUGUGUCAUCUAAAACCCUCCUUUGUUUCUUUCAGGUCCAGGUGGUGAGGGUGGGAUGACUGCAGGUACAUUUUCCCAUUCUAGACUGAGCGAAUUAUUGUUCGUGACAAAUACAUGGUAUACAUAUAACCUAUAGUUAAUACUGUUUACAAUACUAUCACAUUUAUUCAUGCGUAAUCCGCGGAAUGAUAUUACCUGACGCCCUCUUAAUCAAGGUCAUUUAAAUGUAUUAUUUCCCUUGCUAGUUAAUACUGUUUACAAUACCAUCACAUUUAUUAAUGCGUAAUCCGCGGAACGAUAUUACCUGACGCCCUCUUAAUCAAGGUCAUUUAAAUGUAUUAUUUUCCUUGCAGAGUACUACGUGAACAGCACCCUGAUUGCCAAGCUGGCCUACAGCGUCUUCAUCGCUAAGAGUACCUUCUAUGGACUGGUCGUCAUGGUUCUGAUUUGGAAGCUUCAGGUGAGUUCACUGCAACUAUGACGAGGGACAUCCACUCACCCCUCUCUCUCUUCCUCAAUCUAUGCCUUGUGCUUAGAUGAGUCCCAGAUAUGUUUGUGCUGUCUUGCCAACUCUUAUGGUCGGCGUGACAAUGAUACACUGUAGGAGUUGGCAGGACAGCACAAACAGAUCCGGAACCAGGCUAGCUUUGUGCUAACAACGUUUCUAAAAUGGCACCAUACUGUCUUUAUCCUGUAUCUCUGUGUCUCAUUCAGCUCUCCUCAGAUAAACAGAUGUAAUUGAUCACUGACCGAGACCCAGCCACCCGUGGAAGCUGAGCUCAGUGGACUGGAGGUCGUCAUGUGUGCGCAUAAGGCUCUGGUGAAAAGUAGUGCACUAUAUAGGGA
This is a messenger RNA of Coregonus sp. 'balchen', 3669 nucleotides long. The record is from the annotation of a GenBank genome assembly. NCBI's taxonomy places the organism in Eukaryota, Metazoa, Chordata, Actinopteri, Salmoniformes, Salmonidae.